AAACCCCUCCCUCUCCCGCCUGCCUAAAAGGGAGGAGGGGCCUUUGUCUCUCUCUUCUGCACGUGCUGCAUCCAGGGCGCCUCCGGGAAGCCGUAUUUGCCAGCACCUCUAAAUCAGACAGGCAGAACUUGGCCAAGGAAAAACUGGAUUCCCUCCUAAAGAUGGAAGAGGAAGACUCAGCUGGCCCUGAAGCAGAAAGAGGCCAUGGCAUUGACACUGGGAGCAGUGGGGGAUUCUGGGAAAGCUCUGGGCAGAAGAUCCUGGGAGAGGAGGACACCCUUUGCUCAGAGGCGCAGAGCCAGCAGUUCAGGCAGUUCUGCUACCAAGAGGCCGAAGGACCCCGUGAGGUUUGCAGCCAACUCUACCAGCUUUGCCACCAGUGGCUGAAGCCAGAAAGGCACACGAAAGCGGAGAUGCUGGACCUGGUGAUCUUGGAGCAGUUCCUGGCUGUCCUUCCAGCGGAGAUGGAGAGCUGGGUGAGGGAAUGCGGAGCAGAGACCAGUUCCCAGGCAGUGGCCCUGGCCGAAGGUUUCCUCCUGAGUCAGGCGGAGGAGAGGAAGCAGGAAAGGGAUCUUUCUGCAGAAAUGGGACCAGAUUCCUCUGAGGCAGAGAGGACUUCGUUGGACACCAGAGAGAGGCCGCUGGAGCUCAGUUUCUUUUGAAGAUGUCGCUGUUUGUUUCACGGCUGAGGAGUUGGCGUUGCUGGAUCCUGCCCAGAGAGCUCUGCAUAAGGAAGUCAUGGAGGAGACUUGGAGGACCAUGAUCU
This is a messenger RNA of Podarcis raffonei (Aeolian wall lizard), 766 nucleotides long. Its product is annotated as zinc finger and SCAN domain-containing protein 31-like. The transcript has 4 exons. Bases 162 to 662 code for a protein of 166 amino acids. The record is from RefSeq and is a predicted model, not a curated record. Lineage: Eukaryota; Metazoa; Chordata; Lepidosauria; Squamata; Lacertidae.